Molecule: messenger RNA, 4128 nt
Organism: Bolinopsis microptera
Lineage: Eukaryota; Metazoa; Ctenophora; Tentaculata; Lobata; Bolinopsidae
Exons: 13
Coding region: 1032-3446 (804 amino acids)
Biological process (GO): G protein-coupled receptor signaling pathway
Cellular component (GO): membrane
Molecular function (GO): G protein-coupled receptor activity
Source: RefSeq, a predicted model, not a curated record
AGCAACUUCAAAUACAUUUGAACCGUUCGUUGGAAAUUUGUUUUGUCUUUUUGUAAGAUUACAUGAUUUGAUUAGAAACUUUCAUCAAAUAAUGAACGACAGCAACAUUAAAGUACAAUCAUGGCGCAACGUAUGUUUAGGCUACUAAUGAGUGGCCGCGGAGUCACAGACUGAAUUUGUGGCAGGCUAGAUGAAUGAUAAGUAAUCGCAGUUCCAUCCAUCGUGUGACACAAGUGUCUCAGACUUUUAUUCUGGCCCCGUACGAAGUACAGAGUGCAUGAUAAUAAGUAUAAAAACUGCUGUGGAAUUUUAUCUUUUAUGACUGCCAACAAAACGGUCAAAUGAUAGUUCCUUGUCAGAACCUGUUUAAAUAUCUCACCCAAAGCGGGAUAAACGUAUUUUAAUCAAGUGACAGCAACUGGUUUUUCUGUUCAUAAUGAGUCGAAAGGUUUUAUUCAAUCGAUCAAAAUCAUUCUAGGUUGCCUGGCGAUAAGGGCUUGGAUUUACACACUGAAAGUCACAAUAUUUCCCAUGUGAAGUAAUAGGUGUUUGUGCUGACUUUAGGUAAGGACUCAGUUGUCUUUCUACCAGUACCAUGAACUAAGACAACUAAUUGAUGAGCAUAAACGUUUGAGCCGAGACAAGAUUUAUAAGCAAAAACAAUUGCACGAUGAUGUAAGGUCCGUCAAAUAUUUAAUGACGAUUUAUAGUCUAGUACAUUUGAGCGCAUCAAAUGCAAAUUCGUUCUUUCAUUACAUGUCCUAUUUAAUUAGACUAGUCGCUUCCAUUUUAAAACGGCCAAUAUUUUCAUCUCUGAAAACUACUAAUACACGUCUUCCCAUAACAUUUGUCGUGUUUAAGGUCAUUCCGAUUCUAGCGACGUCGUUUACGUUUGUUCACUAAAAUACCGUCUACAGUGCUUAUUGUGGGCAAUGUAACAACUCUCUCUCUCCCUCUCUCUAUGCUCGGACUUUUAAAGUAGUUCCAUUGUUGGAGGCCACUGAACCCUAGAUAGCUAGGUAUGACCUAGUAUGGAUCCGUAUCAUUUCAACUGCAGCGCCAACAGCUCUACAGAUCACCUAUACCAUCACAGCCCCACUUUCGACUCAAUUCUCGGAUCCGUUCUCCUUGCCCUCGCCCUGCUCGGAACUCUCUUCAAUCUUAUCGUUGUGUUGGCAGUAAGAACAGUGACAAAGAAGAAUUGUAGUAAAGCCCGGCUCGCUUCUUCUCUCCUUAUCUUCAAUCUUAGUCUCAGUGAUACAGUGUACAGUGGAGUGCACCUGUUUAGUGCAAUAACCAUGCUAUCUGGAGGCAGAGAGGGGGGUAUACUAGACAACACCUUCACCAGAGUCCUGUGUAACCUCACUGGGGUAUUAUUCAACCUCACCAUGAGGACGUCUCUGUGGUUCCUGACGAUGCUGACUCUGAUCCGCUACGUGUCAGUAAUGUUUCCUCUGAAGCUCCCUCUUCUCGUCACUAAGAGACGAGUCAAGACUGUGGCUGUCAGCGUUUGGAUCGUCAUAUUCGUCCUGCCCCUCGUCCCCUUUACUCUACAGGGUUCUUAUGAGUACGACACUCGUCUCUCUAUCUGUAUCUGGCAUGUUGCCAACGAUCAGUCAUUUCAUACCCGAGUAGCAAUCCACCUGGUAUUGAUGGUGGUUCCGAUAGUGUUCCCUGGUCUCCUUAUCAUCACCCUCUAUCUACAGAUAGUGUGGAAGGUAAUACAACUAAAAACAGUGCACUACAAACUACGAUCAGGGAAAAUUGCAAACAAAGUGGAGAACCUAGCGGAUGAGGAGAAGGAGGAGAAAGAGAAGGAGAAUGAUAAGGAUUUGGUAGAGGCGGAGCCCUUGCCUCCUGUCUCUAAAUCCACUUCUAAUUCCAACAGAAAGAAGAUCUCCCUGGCCAUCAGCUCCUGGUCCAGCUCUAUCUCCUUCCUUAACCGCCCACUCAGUAUCGUCGAAUUGGAGCGAAUCGAGAAAGAGACGGAGGUUAUAGAUCAAGAUUUGAUGAGCUACGCCGUGUCCUCGCUCUCCAGAACCACCUUUAACAACCAGGAAUCAGAUAGAGCGGGAGUUGUAGCUUACUACAUAAACAGAUUCAUCGUUAAAACGGCGGGAAACGCCACUUUUGAGCGGAUACAGUCAAAUAGUUUCACUGAAUCCCGGCGAUCCAUUGACUACGAAGCGGAAGAGUGUCCCAUAAGUCUAAAUUAUUACGACUGCCAAGAAAAUCCCGAUAUAAGCUCGUCCUCAUGGCGGUUUAGACGAGGCUCAGCCACGCCCUCUUUCUGCGAGGAUAUCAUUCAGGAGGAAGAGGAGAAAGUGAGCAUGGUAGAACAAGGGCUCAAUUAUAUGGGGGAGGCCAGUCCAUCGCCCCGGGUUGAUAUGGCCACUGUGGUCGCUCAGGCCAUGAAGAAAUUCCUCAACAAAGAUUUGGAAGAUAUAAAAGAAAUGGGUGCUCAAACCUCAAACCACAACAGCAACUCAAAUCACAGCGACAAGUCAAACUCUUCCUUCAGCAAUAAUAACAGUAAUAAACCUGCCCUCAUGAGAAGGCUUUCAUCGUUCAACGAAGUAGCAGCUCGCUGCAGAUCUAACAGUAUCCUGGAGGAGUCCGUAACUUCUACUUCGUCCCAACUUUCUCCUUUACCUAAAAUUGUGUGUGUCAAUGGUGUGUGCAGAGAAGUCCCUGUGUCCAAAUCCAGUGUCAAAUCAUUCAGAGUCACCCAGUCUCCCGAAUCCUCCUUUAGAAUCAGCACCACCCCCAUACCAGAGGAGGUUUUUAACACCUCUAGUAAAGAACACCCUCCUAUAAAGUCAGACUCCAUCCGGGAUUUCCAUCCCCCUCUCAGUAAAACCAACUCCUUGCCCAACAAGUUGGUUUGUAAGGAAAUUGUGCCUGAGAAAUCCUUCACCGCCGAAAACAAAGGAUCAAGACUGGCCCAAUCCACCCCAGCCAUCAUUGGGGAUGAUGUCCCGAAAUCAAAACCUAGCCUGAAGAAGAAAAUCUUGUCCCAUCUGAGGGUGAAAGGGAACGAGAAACGUAACGGGAAUAUGUUCGAGAAAAGGAUAGACAGAUUAGAUAUGAGACUAAAGGUGAUCAUACAGAGCGCUUUUUACACCUUACUGAUGGUAACCCUGUUUGUAAUCUGUUACAUGCCCUGGUGGUUGCUUUCUAUUGACAUCCUGUUCAGAUUAAUGGGAAAGGGUCCCAUGAUUGACGUUAACUUUACCUGGUACUGUAAUUUCCUAACUAUCAGUUACUCAACAAUCCUGCUCAGUGCCUGCUGCAACCCAGUUAUUUACUUCUACUUCGCUUAUAAACAGGCGAUGUUGGACACACUAAAGUUGAGGUACAAACGUUUCACAAAAGGAAAAAUGGUUCUACUAAAAAAGAAAAAGCAGACCCGUGUUAAUUUGAAUAAAGCGAAGAGCAAAUUGUAAUUAAUAAAUGGCACGAUUGUUUUCUUUUAAUUUUGAUUCGGUUAAUAAUUUUCACUCUAUGUAUUAUUUAAUGUAAAUUGUAUUGUCUUUAGGAUUUUAUUAAGGACUGGGGAAGUGUAUAUGAGUAUUUGCCAUAAAUCAUAAUGCUGUUGAUGUUGUAUUAUGUUUUUAAUCGGUUUGUUAACCGGUUUUACGUGAAUGCGUGGGUCUUCAACCAAAAUCCGUGCAUAGGAAUGUAAUUUUAGUUUAAUUCUUGCGCUAAUGCUAAAUUGUAUAUCAUAAGAUUGGAAAAAUGUUCCAUUGAAUAUUGCAGAAAAAAAAUUAGACCCAGCGACAGUUUUUGCAAAAAGUUAUGAUUAAAAAACACGUUUGCAAGUGCAAAUGCGCUAUUUAUACAUAAGUAUAACAUGGUAAUAUUAAAUAACAUUUUAAAGUCAACAUCCUGAGCCUCAGGAAGCUGCUAAGAAAUUAUUUUUUCGCUGCAAUGAGUAACGCUAAUAUAAUGAACAAUUAAAAAAUGGCUUUAGUGAAAAUGGAUCUACUCGAAAUUGUGCUCUGUACACAGCUCGCACUGGGUGGAGAAAAUUGUAGUUAGGACAUAGUGAUCUUCGUAGAGAUUAUAUUUUCAGACCAUUGUUUGUUUAAUGUAGCACUUUUUAAAUCUUUAAUUUCAAAUGACUCA